AUGGCUAAUGGAGGAAGAGAUGCUGUCAUUACAAUUACAGCGACGAACAAUAUUCAGACCACAAUAUCUUUGGAGCAAAGAAUCCAGGAAACGAAAUGGCUGCUGCACCCCUCAGCUGGAAACAGCUCUUGUUGCAUCUUCAGAUUACCCCAAUACCUCUUGGAAAUAAACAAGAAGGCCUACCAGCCUCAUAUAGUUUCCAUCGGUCCUUAUCACUACGGUGACACACAUUUGGACAUGAUGCAGCAGCACAAAUGGAGAUUUCUUCGCGAUCUGCUUGUUCGAACACCAUCCCCUGGCCCAAAUCUUGAUGACUACCGGCAGGUUGUGGCAUCAAUGGAAGAAGAUAUAAGACGGUGCUACUCAGAGACAAUCAAUUUAUGCGGUCAAGAUCUAGUUGAGGUGAUGGUGCUAGAUGGUCUUUUCACUAUUGAACUAUUCUGCAAAGUUGGAAGGCUGUCACCAAGUGAUCCAGAUGACCCCAUCUUCAACUUGGCAUGGAUAUUCCCUAACCUCAUACGAGAUCUUCUUCGGUUGGAGAAUCAAAUUCCUUUCAUUGUCCUUCAAACAUUAUUUGAUAUAUCAAAAUCUUCAAGAGAAGAUAGUAACUCAUCCCUUGCACAACUUGCUUUGGAAUUCUUUAGUUUCGCGGUAGAAAGACCAGAUGAAGUCUUAAAGCAACAUGUCAGUGUUCAAGCAAAACAUCUACUUGAUUUAUUUCGCUUGAGUUUUAUUCCUGAACCACAUCACCGCUCACCUCAAAAUCAAAACCCAAAAGGAAACACCUCUCCGCUGGUUCAAUUUAUCCAAUCCGCCAAAAAGCUUCAUUUGGCUGGAAUUAAGUUCAAGAAGAGGGAGGCAAAUAGCUUCUUGGACAUCAGAUUUUGCAACGGGGUGCUCGAAAUUCCGAACAUAACGCUAGAUGAUCUACGCACUGAUAUUUUCCUCAACCUUGUUGCAUUUGAACAAUGCUACUCCCAUUGCUCAAAGCACAUAACCACUUAUGCUGCAUUGAUGAGUUGCCUCAUCAGCACGCCUGUGGACGCAGCAUUUCUCAGUGACAAAAAUAUUAUUGAGAAUUAUCUUGGAACCGAUGAGGAGGUUGCUCAUUUCUUCAAAAACCUUGGCAAGGAUGUGCCUUUCGAUAUUGACGAAAGUUAUCUAUGUAAGUUGUUCAAGGAUGUGAAUGAGUACCAUAGAAAUAUUUGGCACGUGAGAUGGGCUGGUUUUAGAUUUAAGUAUUUUGACAACCCAUGGUCUUUCUUGUCAGCUGUAGCUGCUGUCGUGCUCCUACUACUCACUGCAAUUCAGACCUUCUUUACUUUGUAUGAUUAUUUUAAUUCAUUGGCCUCUAAUGGAGGGGGGAGGCAUUAG
Molecule: messenger RNA, 1374 nt
Organism: Prunus dulcis (almond)
Lineage: Eukaryota; Viridiplantae; Streptophyta; Magnoliopsida; Rosales; Rosaceae
Product: UPF0481 protein At3g47200-like
Exons: 2
Coding region: 1-1374 (457 amino acids)
Source: RefSeq, a predicted model, not a curated record